Brienomyrus brachyistius is the source of this 3837-nucleotide messenger RNA. It is a transcript of the gene vkorc1l1, whose product is annotated as vitamin K epoxide reductase complex, subunit 1-like 1. The record is from RefSeq and is a predicted model, not a curated record. Gene Ontology annotation, molecular function: vitamin-K-epoxide reductase (warfarin-sensitive) activity. The transcript is spliced from 3 exons. NCBI's taxonomy places the organism in Eukaryota, Metazoa, Chordata, Actinopteri, Osteoglossiformes, Mormyridae. The coding region runs from base 338 to 865 and encodes 175 amino acids. Gene Ontology annotation, biological process: peptidyl-glutamic acid carboxylation; vitamin K metabolic process.
CUUGUGACGUCACAAACGCUUUCGAAACGUUCCGAACAUUCAAACCGGAAGUGACUCGUGACAAAUGGAUAUUAAAUGUACAUAUUUUUGGUUCUGUUAGAGUUCAACAUUUCACAUUAGGCGAGCUAUUAAUUUGUAACCCGAAAUGGACGCGAGGUUACGCUGGUAAAGGCUUCCGGCCUCGGCGCGGUCCCUGGUCCGCCGGAUCGCUCCCGCUCUCUGUACGGAGCGGCGGCUCAGUCCCCGGCCUGACACGCCCCCGGCGUGCCGUACACGUCGCAGCUCCCGGAGCCCCGAACGCCAGGCGGCGGCCAGAGCUUAGCGAGGCCGGAAAAAGAUGGCGGCGCCCGUGCUGAGAGUGUCCACCCCGCGGUGGGAGCGGACAGCCCGGCUGCUGGUCUGCCUACUGGGGGCCCUGCUGUCUCUCUACGCCUUCCAUGUGGAGCGGGAGAAGGCGCGGGACCCUGACUACCAGGCCAUGUGCGACAUGGGCACUUCCGUCAGCUGCUCCAAGGUGUUCACCUCCAGGUGGGGUCGAGGAUUUGGCCUGUUGGGGUCCAUUUUUGGCACAAACAGUGUGCUGAACCAGCCAAACAGUGUCUAUGGACUUUUCUUUUAUGGAUUGCAGCUGUUACUAGGGAUGACUGUCAGCGCAGUGGCUGCCCUGAUCUUAAUGACCACGUCGAUCGCAUCUGUUUUGGGCUCCUUGUACCUAGCCUACAUUCUCUAUUUUGUCUUGAAGGACUUGUGCCUCAUCUGCAUCACUACGUAUGCUCUGAACAUCAUCCUGUUUAUCCUCAACUAUAAGCGAUUGGUUUACUUGAACGAGGCUUGGAAGCAGCAACUUCAAACCAAGAGGGACUAAAGCAGGAAAAACAAAACAAACAAAAAAAAAAACAACAAAGACCUCUGAACUUCUGUCUCACCACCAGGAGAUCUUGCUUCCAAACAAUUUCUUUUGCAGUUAAAACACUUUUGUUGGACAGAGAACACAUGUUAUAUAAAAGGAAGGAUGUAAGGAAAAUUGACAUUCUUGUCUUUCUUUUUUGCCCCCACAUGACUAUUUUAUAAGGGAUGGGGUUUGGAUAACAUGAAGGACCAAGCGCUGGUGGAAUACUCCAGUAGUGACUGUGGAGGUCGCAAAUGGAUUUAACAGUACUUAAAUGGAUAGGGUGAAUAAUCAUUUAGGCCUAAACUCUUAGGGAGCGAACCGUGGCGAUAAGUAAAUGCAUGAUUAAUUUGUUUUAUAGUCUAGAAACUGUUUCCUGACAAAUGGUAUUGACUAAUUGCACCUCCAGAUACGUUGAGUUUAUUGUUUUGAAGAGGACCACUGAGGCACAUUCACUUCUCAGAAUGGCUGCUGAAGGCAGCUCCAGGCUAGCUUGUUUUCAUUUUGACCAAAAUCUAAAAAGCCACCAUCUGGUAGGAUAAUGAUUGCACUACCAAAUUUGUAUGUGUGUGUGUGUGUGUGUGUGUGUGUGUGUGUGUGUGUGUGUGUGUGUACAUCGUAUAUUCCACCAUCCAGGUAAGGAAUGAAGCACGCUAUCCUCUGUUGUAUGGAAGAGUAAAGUUCUCUUGCCAUUUUCGAAAUCCCACAGGGGCCAUGGCUCAAAGGGACUUGGGGUGUUUCAUCCGCCGUCUAUCUUCAGUGUCGGUUUUGGCCGAGGUACGACUCCUGAAUCUGGACGUCACGCUCAUCACAGAAUCGUGUGCCUAUGACGGUUAUUCCUCUAGUGGGGUUUAUAUUCUGAGAUAUGUUGUUCUUUCUGCUCAGCUCUUUUUUUUUUUUUUUUUUUUUUUUUUUUUUUUUUUAAUCGUUUAUCUCUGAGGACAUAAAUGCUUUUAAAAACAUUAUGAACUCCUCAGUGAGGUCUGUGAUGGAUCUUUCUGCAGGCCAUUCAGAUAGUAGGGUGUCAAGCAGGCCCAAGGUGGGGUCCCUUUGUUGCAGUGAUGGUGAUGUCCCAGUGUUUGUGUGUGUGCACCAAGCUGCGCUCAACCGCAAUACAGAAAUCCUCUCUGUAGCCUGAUGACCAUUCUGCGUUUUAUUGAAGAUUCCAUUGGUGAAGUUCUUUGUUAAAACAGAGCUCUUCCACAGGAGCGGAGUCAGUCCACAGCUGUUAGCGCUGCCUACCCAUAGAAACCCAGGCUGAUGUGAUCAUCUGUAAAUGUAUAUUUUUGCACAAAAUGUGCAUACAAAAAAAGUUCAGAAGUCAUAUUGGCUAAAGGGCAACGCUGUGGUCUCUGUGUACUCUCAUUGGCUGAAAGGCAGUUCUGUGGUGUCUGUGUGUAGUCUCAUUGGCUGAGGGCAUCUCCGUGGUCUCUGUGUACUCGUUUGUGUUCAUCAUCCCCGGGCUCCGUCCAUAUGUGUGUAUUGUUGAAAUGUACAGUACUUCACUGAUACUGUCAGAAUAAAUGUUCAACAAAGGUUAUUCUGGAUUCUAAUCUGGUUCUUUUAAGAAGCACCAAAUGUAACGGACUUUAUGCUAAUAGUACUAAGAUUAUGGUGCUUAAAUACAUCCUCAUUUAAAUUUUAAAUUUUUUUCAUUCAAACUUCCAACAUCAGUACAUAUGCUUCUAAUACUUCAUGUUCUGUGUAUCUUCCCAUGUGAAUUGCAUAUACGGUCAGCUUAGAUGUAAAUCCAUCCAAACUGUGGUGUAAUGGAUUACAAGUUAAAACCCAUAAUCGUUACUUAAGUGAUAGUGACCUUAAUGAAAGGGGUCUAGCAUUCGAUACAGGGGUGAUAAAGUUGAAUACCUGAAAAAAUGCCAGAAAAAAAUUACACCUAAUCAAAAUUGAUGUUUGGAGGUGAAAUGGUGGAAAUAGCCAAUGGUAUAAAUAAAAUGAGAGUUCUGGGGUUUAUCUGUUAUUUGUAGUUGUGUGUCAGAAAGGUGGACAUGCCUCAUCCAUGUCUAAGAUGCUGUUGGGUAACGUUUACAUCAUUUUAAAGUGACCACUGUGCUGUCAUGUAAUUUUAAUUUUUGGACAUACACUGUAAAGUACUUGCUUAUGUGCACUGUUGUACUGUGAUACUUGCAGAUGAUGAGCUUCACAUGGGUUGUUUUUUGGGAGAUAAUGUAUUAUUUUUUUUUAUUGGACAGUUGUCAGCUUUGUUCAUUUUACACGCAGAUAGAAGCUUCCAGAGUGAAGUCCCCUGGUUUUGGAGCCUACUAUCGUAACAGGAAGCUUAAAAUGGUAUGAAGAACAGUUUUAAUGUACUUGCAACAGUGGAUUGCCUUGAAACGCUGAUCAGCCCAAAGAGUGCCUUCUCAAGAGUGGUAAACAGGCACUUCUGUCAGCUUCAUUGGGAAAUAUACCGAUUGUCACACAUCCUCCACACGUUAUUCGCCGCAAUGAGCAUUUCGGGGGAAAGGAUCGCCCACUAAAACCUUGUUUUGUAGUAAGAUUGUGCAGUUUUGUUUGUUCACCCCAUGGCGUUCCUUAAGACUCAAACUUCUUUUUUAAAUCACAUUUUUGUCUGUUAGGAGUUGUCUGUCUAGUGAAGCUGUUAUUUCUCUCCUCAUGUUACAUGCAGGGGCAAAAUACCAUCACUGAGAACUUGAACUAUAUGAGCUUAACACCAGGGGUUUUUAGUAGAUGAUUAAAUGAAUUGGGGUGGGGGGGAUGGUUGCUGGUGGAGACCUUAAAAGAUAUGUUUCUGUAUUUGCCAAAUAUCUGUUGUUUAAAUGCUGUCUUUUCUUACAUAAAGUGUUAAUGGUGGCUUGGAGGACGGAGCCCCGGAAUGGUGUAAGAUCCACUGUGUGAUGGAGUCACCGUGAUGCUGGGAUCCUUGUCGUUGUUGUGUGGAAAUCGUCGAACAUUAAAACAUUCCCUCCGAA